AAGAUGAUUUUCUUACAAAACCAACUGGCUGUAUUCCUGACUUUGUUUCUCCUGAGUCAAGCUUCGGCUCAGAAGCGAGACAAUUCACCUAGUCUGUGGGGCAAAGUGGCUGACUUAACCACCGGGCAGAGCCACUGGAAAUUAAAGCCUGAAGUCUCCAUCCCCGCUCUGCAGGAACUCACCGUCUGUGUCAAUGUAAAUCUGAAGGCCCAGGGUUUCUCAUCAUGGACAAUCUUCAUGUACCGUCAUCCUAAAUUUCAGUAUGCAGAGCUUGGCAUGGGUGGAAAACAAGGACGCUUAGUGGUUUGGCUGUUUGGAGAGGAAUGGACGACCCCACUGAUUCCCCUCCUGUCUAAAGAGUGGUACAUUCUCUGCCUCACCUGGUCCCAUACGAAGGAUAGGCCUGCCCUCUACCUUAAUGGGAACUUGAUGAACAUCACAGCAGCUCAUUCAAAAACCCCUCCUCUCAAUCCAACGAUGUGCUGCCAACUGGCUCCCAAUGGGUCGCUCACUUUGGGCGUGGGACACAAAAUCUCUGACGGGACCAUCACGAUCCUUCCUUACAGCGGCAUGCUGGGAAAAAUCUCCCUGUUUAGAAUGUGGGGAAGAGAGCGCAACGACGAGGAAGUGACAUCACUGAGCUGUACAGAAGGCGAUGUGGUGAAAUGGGUGUGGGACAACUGGGACACGGAGUACAGUGUCCCAGUCUGUGACAUAACCUUACAGUGUGAAUGGUCUUUUUAUGAGGUCAUCGUCCAGUUUGUGAUCAUGCGUUACGACAAAAACACCACCGAGCUCUACCAGGCCAGAGACAUUGCGCAUCGCUGGCUCAGAAAGGUUUUACCAUCUGACAUCUAUUUGCACAGAGUGUCUGUGUUUGAAGCAACCAGAUCCGAUAGAAAGGAACACAUAAAAACCCCACCUGAAGACGGGCUGGCACGGUGGGCUCCAGAAAAUAUAUCCAGGUUCUACUGCCUGGUUUACAUGAAUGUCAUCCCUAAGUUGGAUGUUGCAGCUGUGCAAAAAGAAAUGUACGCCGACCUUUCACACGUCUACACUGACCUCAGAGAUCUGCUGCUGCUAGCUGACGUCAGCACCAUCUACACCACCCCUGUUGAGAGUUUCUCCAUGACAACCACCAGCCCUCAGAGUGCCACAGCAACAUCCAACUCUGUCUCAACCUCCACCUUUAACACCGCUUCAAGCUCUACGUUCACCCAACUAACAACACUGAAAACAACUACUACAACUUUUACUACCAGAGGAGUGACAACCUACACCAUUACCAGAACCCCUGCAAAUGUCUCUGGUCCCUCUGAACUUUAUUUCGAAGUCAAGGUGAAUGUCUCUAUAACAGGACACUGCGACCCACAGGCGAUCCUCCCUAACUGGCUUAACAUGAGUCUCCCUGAUGACUUAAUGAUGGUGCUGGACCUGCAGCUGCUUCCCCAUACAGAGAGGUGUGCUAUGCAAGGAUGCUGA
Molecule: messenger RNA, 1482 nt
Organism: Cyprinodon tularosa
Lineage: Eukaryota; Metazoa; Chordata; Actinopteri; Cyprinodontiformes; Cyprinodontidae
Product: adhesion G-protein coupled receptor G4-like
Exons: 12
Coding region: 4-1482 (492 amino acids)
Source: RefSeq, a predicted model, not a curated record